AUGAACAACCAGCUGGACCUCCUGAAGCACCUCUCCUCUCUGGAGUUCCUGCUGCUCAGCAACAACCGCCUGACCGACGGUGCCAUCGCAGGCGCCUUUGACAGCGCCCCCGCUCUCAAGCGCCUCUUCCUGGACGGGAACCUCCUGGCCAGCAUCCCGGCAGGUCUCCCGGUCUGGAGGAGCUGCGUCUGGAGGCUGGAGCUGUGCCACAACCACCUGCGGCAGGUUCCUCGGCAGCUGCCUCCCGGCCUGCGCUCACUGGCGCUCACCCACAACCAGAUCCACAGCGUGUCCCCCGACGCCUUCUGCUGGGGCCAGGUGGCUCUGAGCGGCCUGCUCCAGGUCUGGCUGGAGCACAACCUCAGCCACAUGGGCCGGCUGGACUCCCGGGCCUUCAGGUGCUUGAGGGGCCCGCAGAUCCUGCGCUUCUACUGA
Messenger RNA from Synchiropus splendidus (mandarinfish), 435 nucleotides. Its product is annotated as fibromodulin-like. Gene Ontology annotation, molecular function: protein binding. Lineage: Eukaryota; Metazoa; Chordata; Actinopteri; Syngnathiformes; Callionymidae. The coding region runs from base 1 to 435 and encodes 144 amino acids. The record is from RefSeq and is a predicted model, not a curated record. The transcript is spliced from 2 exons.